Anguilla rostrata (American eel) is the source of this 666-nucleotide messenger RNA. It is a transcript of the gene rpl12, whose product is annotated as ribosomal protein L12. Gene Ontology annotation, biological process: translation. The transcript is spliced from 7 exons. NCBI's taxonomy places the organism in Eukaryota, Metazoa, Chordata, Actinopteri, Anguilliformes, Anguillidae. Gene Ontology annotation, molecular function: structural constituent of ribosome; large ribosomal subunit rRNA binding. Bases 124 to 621 code for a protein of 165 amino acids. Gene Ontology annotation, cellular component: cytosolic large ribosomal subunit; ribosome. The record is from RefSeq and is a predicted model, not a curated record.
CUUUUAUCUUCCUUUCCUUUCUCACGUUAGACGGUGAAGGUGCAACAGUUUUCGGUCGUCCCGAAUCCGGGUUCAUCCGACACCCUCACUGAAUCGAGCUGAACUGAUUGAACCGACAGCACCAUGCCUCCUAAAUGCGACCCAAAUGAAAUCAAAAUCGUGUACAUGAGGUGCACAGGAGGAGAAGUGGGUGCCACCUCUGCCCUGGCCCCCAAAAUUGGACCCCUGGGUCUGUCUCCCAAGAAAGUGGGUGACGACAUCGCCAAGGCAACUGGUGACUGGAAGGGCCUGAGGAUCACUGUUAAGCUGACCAUCCAAAACAGACAGGCAGCGAUUGAGGUGGUGCCCUCUGCCUCCGCCCUCAUCAUCAAAGCCCUGAAGGAGCCCCCCCGUGACAGGAAGAAGGUCAAGAACAUCAAACACAGCGGCAGCGUGACCUUCGACGAGAUCGUGGGCAUCGCGCGCAUGAUGAGGGCCCGCUCCAUCGCCAGGGAGCUGUCGGGAACCAUUAAGGAAAUCCUGGGCACUGCCCAAUCAGUGGGCUGCACCAUUGAUGGCCGUCCUCCCCAUGACGUCAUCGAUGACAUCAACAGCGGUAGAGUGGAGUGCCCAUCUGAGUAAGUUGAUGGACCAAAAGCGGAAAAAAUAAAAAUGAACAAAAAAUCA